Messenger RNA from Necator americanus (New World hookworm), 270 nucleotides. RefSeq lists its product as uncharacterized. Bases 1 to 270 code for a protein of 89 amino acids. Lineage: Eukaryota; Metazoa; Nematoda; Chromadorea; Rhabditida; Ancylostomatidae. The record is from RefSeq and is a predicted model, not a curated record. The transcript is spliced from 2 exons.
AUGUGCAGAGUCAGACAAAAAAGUGACAAGAUAAAAGCCUUAGGAGAUCGAUGCAGGGAAGAACAUAUUGGCAUUGAACUUUUUCAAGUUGAGUAUGCAACAUUCUUCCAAAAGAAUGCACUUCCUGAAGAUCAACGGCAGUUUCAAGUUGUGCGGCGAAUCAAAUCAAUACUCAAACUUCACAUUGGUCCAAAGCCUGCUUGGCAGGAAGAAAAGCGAAUACGUCAUUGUUCAGAAUCCCAUCCACAGAUUUCUGAACGGUUUCGUUAG